GUUGCUAUUGGUGGGGAUGGGGCCCCAUUUGGGAAAUUUGACCAGUCUUGUGCUUGGUUAGUUAGCUUUCUCAACAUCGGUCAUAAGAUUUUAAGCAGCGAGGAAAAUUUCCUUAUCUUUGGUAGCAAUUGUAGUGAAACAAGCCCAGCAGUUGCCAAGUAUAUUUCAAUGAUAACUAAAGAGAUUGAGGAAAUUGAAAAGGCUUCAUUUAACAUUAAUAAUAUGGUGAUCAAGUUUAAAUUUGCAGAGCUUCCCAAUGACAUGAAAAUGUUGGCAUAUCUAGCAGGGGAGCUCCCAAAUAGUGCAAAGUACUUUUCAACUUUUGGCAAUGUUUGCAAUGAUGAUGUUCAUGAUGUAAGUAAAACCUUUGGCCCAGCCCCCACAAAUGCAUGGAAACCGUGGGAUUAUAAGCAACGAUUAUCUAUAGCUAACAAAGUUCGCGUUUUCAAAACAAAGUUGACCAAAAAGUCAGUAACAGAGUAG
Paramuricea clavata is the source of this 483-nucleotide messenger RNA. NCBI's taxonomy places the organism in Eukaryota, Metazoa, Cnidaria, Anthozoa, Malacalcyonacea, Plexauridae. The record is from the annotation of a GenBank genome assembly.